AAAAAAAACAAAUUAAGGGUUUCUCUCUCGCUCUCGUUUGUAUUCUGUGGCUCGCAUCCAAACGUCUUCACCUUUCUGCAAUCAUUCCAAAUAUAUUGUGAAGUCAAAGACAAAUAGAUCACUAGAAUGGUAGAGUCCAACUCAAAACGACAGAAAGCAUCGGAAGAGAAUGAUGACAGGAUCAGUAGUUUACCAGACGAUGUCCUCAACCACAUCCUGUCAUACCUUCCGAUCAAAACUACUGUUGCCACCGGCCGUCUAUCUCGCCAGUGGCAACACCUUUGGAAACAUCUCCAUGUGCUAGAUUUCAAUGAAUAUGAUGACUACCACCGCUCUGAUAACCGUAAAGAACAACUCAGAAGGUUCGUUGUGUUGGUGAACAACGUGCUCCAUCGUAAUCGCCAUGGCAUUCGGAAAAUGCGUCUUACCUGUGCUCACUCCCUUGUCGAUGACGACAAUUUCCGUUCCCAUACAGUUGACACUUGGGUUCGUUCUGUCAUUGGGCCUCAACUCGAGGAACUCGAACUCGACCUCGAUCUCUUUUCUGACGACUUCGAUGAACCCCUUGAUGGACCCGACUUCGAUGAACCCCUUGAUGGAACCGACUUCAAGCUUCCUCUGAGCCUCUUCACUUGCCCUAACCUCGUUUCACUCAGGCACGUGCUUCUAUUUUUUAUUGCUAGUUUUUCUUUUUUAAAUGUCAAAUGCCAUUGUGGGAAAAUUGAAUCUUAUACCUGUACGUCACACUUAUAACAGUGUUUGAAUUAACUUAUCCAUCUUCCAUAAAAACUAAGGUUGGUAAUGAUAGGCUUCUGUGUCAUGACAAACCAUAGGAACAAAGUUAGUGCACCAAAUUCAAGAACAAGUACUUCAUAAAAGAUGUCUUGCAGGGAAUCCACUAAAAAAAAUUCAAAGGUUAACUUGAGAAUAUUUUCAGGUAUUGAAAUACUAAUCAUUUU
Molecule: messenger RNA, 959 nt
Organism: Medicago truncatula (barrel medic)
Lineage: Eukaryota; Viridiplantae; Streptophyta; Magnoliopsida; Fabales; Fabaceae
Product: F-box/LRR-repeat protein At3g58930
Exons: 1
Coding region: 127-753 (208 amino acids)
Molecular function (GO): protein binding
Source: RefSeq, a predicted model, not a curated record